GGGGCGGUCUCCAGUCUGGUGAAAGUCCAGUUUUCAUGAAAGUUAAGUUCAGAAAUGGACCUGAAACAUUUGGUUGUUGACGCGUUGUCCCAGAAUAAGAAAGCCGCUCUCCUGGUCGCUGGAGCCGGCGUUGCUGUUCUGGGACUCGGUCUCGGUUAUAAAUACCUGCGAAAGCCUGAAAAAGUUGUUCGCGUGGGCGUCGUGUCGCAGCUCCUCAUUCACCCUCUGAAGUCUGGUAAAGCGGUGUCUGUGGCUCUGGCAGAAUGUCAGCAAAUAGGACUGAAGUUUGGAGAGCUGCAGGAUCGACACUGGCUGGUGGUCACAGAGGACGGUCACAUGGUGACGGGCAGACAGCAGCCUCGUCUGGUGCUCGUGUCUCUGACCUGCGAGGGAGUUCAUGUUUGUCUCAACGGGCCCAACAUGGAGGAGCUGCGAUUCCCCGUCAGACAGCCCGACAACGCUGUCAUCAACUGCAGAGUGUUUGGAGCUGACAUUCAGGGACGAGACUGUGGCGAUGAAGCAUCUCGCUGGCUGACUCGGUACCUGGGGGAAGAGGGAUCCUUUCGCUUGGUUCACUUUGAACACCAGAUGAGAGCCAGGAGGCCGACAGAGAGUGAGCCUCAGUUCGCACAAUUUGAGGUAGCGUAUCCAGAUGUUGCACCUGUGAUGCUGCUGUCUGAAUCCUCAGUGAAGGAUCUCAGCAGUAAGUUAGAGACGGGCGUCACAGUGGAACGUUUCCGCCCGAACAUCGUCAUCAGCGACUGCGAGGCGUUCAGUGAGGAUUCAUGGGAGGAGGUCCAGAUUGGCAGCGUGCGACUGCAGCGUGUAAUGUCGUGUGGACGGUGCAUUUUUACAACGGUUGACCCUGAAACAGGUGUUAUCACCAGGAAAGAGCCACUGGAAACACUGAAAAGCUAUCGUCUGUGCGACCUGUCUGAGAAGCACAUCUACAAAUCGUCUCCGUUGUUUGGACAGCUGCACAAGGUGAAGAAGACGGGCAUCCUGCAGGUCGGAGACAUUGUGUACAAGAUCAGCCGCUGAAUGAAAAAGUCGGAAAGCUCUACAACAAUUUAGUCACAGGCACCUUUAAUGGGGAGGGAAAAAACCUUUCAGCACUAUCACUCAGAGCUUAUUAAUGCACAAAAUAAUCAAGCUAUAGAAAGUAUUAAUUGUAUAAAUAUCACUGUUUUUGUGGAUGUUGUAUUCAUUCUUAUGCCUAUGUCUUGUAGGUUGUUGUAUAACACUAUUUGUGCCUGAUUUAAAACUGUUAAACUGUGAAAGUACACAAUAACUUUUAAGGUAAAAAACUGCCUCAUAUCUGUUGUGUAAUUCUUUACACACUGACAGCGAUAAUGCUAAUAAAACGGAAAAUUUGGGAUGUUAUCCAUUCAGCAGAACCUAAACAUUCAUCCUGUCUCAUGCUGAUAAGUUGUUCAAGUAUUCAAAGAGAUGUUUUUUUUUAAGACAUUCCUGUUUUCAGAGGAACUGUUGCUUUGAGAUUACUUUAGAAUCUUAAUAGGAAAGUAGCUGCUGACCAUUUAAGCACAAAUAUAUUUUUCAGCCUUAAAAUAUAAAGGUAUGUAAAGGUAUAUUCACUUUUAGGUAAAUAUUCCAUAACCCAUGUAUUUGACUUUAUAUUUCAGAAAAAAAAAUGUCUGAAAUGUACCAGCAGAGUCUCUAGAAGGAACAAAAAUCAGUCCUUUGAGAGUUAAGUUAAUACGUUAUCUUUCCUUGAAGCACAGUUGAAAGCAUGAUUAAGUAAUAUAUAUUUUUGUCCCCUUAAAUUUUACGUUUCCAUUGCUGUGACUGUGAAAAGGUUGGAGUCCCAGCUUGACUGGGGUUUAGUUACAUGCAGUAGCCAGUAGAGAGCAAUACACCUUUACUUUAGUGUCACUAGAGUGUGAAGACAGGAGGAAUGUUUUUUAUGAAAACAAACCAUUUUACUACCUUUUAAAUGACUUUUGAAUUUUAUCUAGCAUUUUUUUUCAGUUGUGGUUUUGGUGUUUAAAGUUGCUAAAAUGAUGAAAUGAAAGUCUGUGUGAGUGACAUGAAAAACUAGUAUACAAUUAAAAAGAAAAGAUGUC
Molecule: messenger RNA, 2084 nt
Organism: Cheilinus undulatus (humphead wrasse)
Lineage: Eukaryota; Metazoa; Chordata; Actinopteri; Labriformes; Labridae
Gene: marc1
Product: mitochondrial amidoxime reducing component 1
Exons: 7
Coding region: 55-1041 (328 amino acids)
Biological process (GO): nitrate metabolic process
Cellular component (GO): mitochondrial inner membrane
Molecular function (GO): nitrate reductase activity; pyridoxal phosphate binding; molybdopterin cofactor binding
Source: RefSeq, a predicted model, not a curated record